This is a messenger RNA of Hymenoscyphus albidus, 1273 nucleotides long. The record is from the annotation of a GenBank genome assembly. NCBI's taxonomy places the organism in Eukaryota, Fungi, Ascomycota, Leotiomycetes, Helotiales, Helotiaceae.
GUUCAGAGCUGCCAGCUAUUCAAUCCAUCAACAGAACUCUCAGAACCCGCAAACACCGCGCAUCCCCAUAUCCCAUCUCCUCCCAUCCGAAACCGUACUUCUACCUUUGAAAACCCCCAUCAAAUCCAUCAUGGACUUCUCUGACGCCUUGUGAGUCCUCCCCAGCUCCUCCGAGAGCUAAGCGGAAAGGAGCUCUCUCUCCCUGCGCCUUCUGCCAUUGUCUCCCACGCUGCAUUUCGACCACCUGCUAAUUGUUAUGGAUUCAUAGCCGUAUUGUGAACUUGGCUGUCGGUGGGUUGUUGACCUUCAGCGGGUUCUGGAACCUGUUUCCAUUCGCAUUGUAGGUUUUUUGCGAAAUCCGGUUUGGGAGCUUGAAACUGAUCUUGGUGAAGCUCACACUUGAUGGUCGGCAUAUACGUGGUGCUCUUUGGUCUUUGUAAGUCUGGGGAGUCUGGUGGAUCUUUGAGCUCACUGCUAACUUUGCCUCUCACAGCUAUUAUCCUUUUGGGUUAGUUCUCUGAUUUGGAGCUACGAAGCUCGCGAAUUAAAUUUGUAUACUGAUGUCACCUCCAGAAUUCCAAAUCCCACCUCAGCUAUCGAGAUAUGCGUCUUUCCUCUUCUCUUUCAUUGGACGAGGACUCUGUACGUUCAACCAAUCCCAUACUUCUCUGCAGUCCGCUAACGUAUCUCCCAAGUCUACAUCUUCACUGGAUCUAUUGUACUUGGUAAUGGCUUGGUGAGCAACUUCACCGGAGGUUCUAUCGCCUUAGUUGGUCUUGCAUACUGCGUUCUCGAGUUUAUCCCAUCCAUCGAGCCACCACAAAACAUGAGGUACGAAAAUUUGCCGGGUUUCUUCAUUCCCAAUGACAAAAGCUGACAAUCUUCUUCCACACAGAGAGGCAGACGGAGGAUGGGGAGCCGAACAAGUGUAAAUCCACACUACGACGUCGAAACCUCUCGAAAACUUCCCAACGAGGGCUCUUACGACCGAACAACCUCCAAACACAACUUCCCCAAACUCACAACGGAGCGAAUCUCUAAUUCGAUGAAUACCCAUGCUUUUACUCUUGAAAUAAUGGCCUGUUUUCGAAAUUACGUACUAUACAAUAAGGAUUAGGCGCUGGCUUGGUGGAUGGGUGGGCACCAAGGGACGUUGGUGCUCACUUAAUGAUACGAUAGAUGGAUGGGCUAAAUCAGGAUUUUCCCUUUUCUAUCCUUGUUUGUACAAUACAGCAGUUUCUAUGACAACAAUAUAUUUUUGUGGUACUGAGGG